UAUAAGAUAGGCCAAAGAGUUUUUGCCGCUAACCCGUCUGACACACUUUCAGCAGAGGAGAAACUAGAUACCUGCCAUUAUGAACAAGCUACUGGUUAUCACGGUUGUCAUUGCUCUCCUUGCUCUGGGAGCAGAGAGCUUCCGCGUGCCCAGGCAGGCUGAGGAGGAGAAGGGAACCAUUGCCACUGUGGUGAACACACUUAAGUCCUACUAUGACCAGAGUGUUGACACUGCCAGCGGCUAUGUAGAGACCAUCAAGGGCUACAAACUGGAUGAGAAAGCCAAGAACCUGUAUGAAGACACAGUUCGAGCUGUCAGCACCUACACUGGCAUCUUCAACGACCAGCUAUACCACAUUUUGUACCCUCAAGACAGCUCCUAAAUCACAUAGUAUCACACCUCAACAAGACUUCAACUCUUUCUGGUCCUGAGUCCGUCACCACACUUGAACCACAAUCGUAUGUAUCCCACAAGGCGGCGGCACAGUCUGAGGUGAAAACGUGACUGUUGAACUCUUGUCUCCCAAUGGCCUGUUACCUUUGCUCUGUCAAAAUACUGCAAAAGCUCAUAGCACCCUGACACACAUCAGUGGAUAAAUAUGAUGUGAAGUUCUGGGGUAAAAUCAGGUAUAAUGCUCAAAACAAUCUGUUUUUGGAUGAAGGUUAAAACAGAAUCAUCGACUAUUUCAUUGUAGUUUACCUGUACAGAUUAAAGAAACCCUUGUAUUAUAUCAACUUUUAGUGGUUCUGUGUCCAUGAGCAUUCACAAA
Messenger RNA from Sinocyclocheilus rhinocerous, 769 nucleotides. Its product is annotated as apolipoprotein C-II-like. The transcript is spliced from 4 exons. Lineage: Eukaryota; Metazoa; Chordata; Actinopteri; Cypriniformes; Cyprinidae. Gene Ontology annotation, cellular component: chylomicron. The record is from RefSeq and is a predicted model, not a curated record. The coding region runs from base 80 to 382 and encodes 100 amino acids. Gene Ontology annotation, biological process: positive regulation of phospholipid catabolic process; positive regulation of phospholipase activity; lipid transport. Gene Ontology annotation, molecular function: phospholipase binding; phospholipase activator activity.